Molecule: messenger RNA, 600 nt
Organism: Symbiodinium sp. CCMP2592
Lineage: Eukaryota; Dinophyceae; Suessiales; Symbiodiniaceae
Source: the annotation of a GenBank genome assembly
AUGAUGUGGUGCGGAUGCACUCAUUCCCCGGCUAGUAAGGAUUGCUUUACAUGGACUCGGGUCAUGAGUUGCCACAUUGCUCAAAUAUCAGGGCCUUUGAAGCAGUGCCAAGCCAUGGCCAAGCAAGUGCGGGUGAUGCGGGCAGUGGAGCAAGUGAAUCAGAGCUGGAGAUUCCCCUUGCCAGGGCCCCCACAGACACAGCUGCGUGCCGGUGGAGAGUUUUGUGCCAGAUCCGCAGCGCCGCCAGUUCAUGAACUUGCUACCUGUGGUACUUUGUGCCUUCGGUGUCCGGCGGUAGCCGUGGUCCGGUGCUGGUGGCGUGGAUGGCAACCCUCUAAGGCUGGAGGGCUGGGUCACGAGCCACAAACCCAACGACAGACAACAUCAAGGACUUCGCUGUGCUGUCCGCGUGCACGCACCUUGGCUGUGUGGGUGCCAACAAGCCACAGCUCCCAGUACGAUGAGAACGGCAAGGUGGUGCGAGGCCCCGCGCCGCUGUCCUUGGCGCUGGCCCACACCACCGUCUCGGACGGCAAGCUGGCCCUCACUCCGUGGCUUGAGAAGGACUUCCGCACCGAUGCAGAGCCGACGUGGAAAUGA